Ascochyta rabiei is the source of this 348-nucleotide messenger RNA. RefSeq lists its product as uncharacterized. The transcript has a single exon. The coding region runs from base 1 to 348 and encodes 115 amino acids. The record is from RefSeq and is a predicted model, not a curated record. Lineage: Eukaryota; Fungi; Ascomycota; Dothideomycetes; Pleosporales; Didymellaceae.
AUGAUGUGGCCGUGGCGAGUCCAGACGACCAGAGGAGCUACCGGGUCGAGCUUUUCGAUCGGAUUCGUCAACAGUUAUGGUCAAAUCGGAGGUGCAAUUGGCCCUCAUAUUUUCAACAGCCGGUUCGCGCCGCACUACCGCGUCAGUUUCGGCAUUGUUAUGGGCUUUGUAUCAGCUUGUAUGCUGACGUCGUUAUUUACCUGGCAUCUUACAAGGCACACGGAGCAGGAUACGCGCAAAUUGAAGAUUGCGCGGGUAGAGGCACAUAAAAGAGGAGAAGCUGUGUUAGACGAUGUCGUUGAUAACGACUUGAAGAAGACGCCGAAGGGCGAUGCAAGUUCAGCGUGA